Mobula hypostoma (lesser devil ray) is the source of this 4083-nucleotide messenger RNA. Its product is annotated as regulator of G-protein signaling 22-like. The record is from RefSeq and is a predicted model, not a curated record. Gene Ontology annotation, biological process: regulation of signal transduction. NCBI's taxonomy places the organism in Eukaryota, Metazoa, Chordata, Chondrichthyes, Myliobatiformes, Myliobatidae. Gene Ontology annotation, cellular component: nucleus; cytoplasm. The transcript is spliced from 27 exons. Bases 1 to 4083 code for a protein of 1360 amino acids. Gene Ontology annotation, molecular function: G-protein alpha-subunit binding.
AUGCACAUGGAUGAUGGAAAAAAUCAUGCUGGCCUUAAAGAAGGAGAAGAAGGUAGAGAAUUUGGGUUGCAUAGGAUGUUGAUUCUGGAGGAUAGGCAGGAUGAAGACUUUUUACUAACUGAUGACCUACUGGUGGAUUAUUUCAAUGUAUUUCUUGCUUUGCUGAAUUUUCCGAUGCCAAUUUGGUUUAAUAAGGCUACUGGGACAUUUGAGAUUGUUGACAAUGCCAAGGAAAAGCUUCGGAAACAUUUAAAGAGUCUGGUGCAAGCUCUUUUGCCUGUGGACCCCAUCUAUAAUGUGACGAUCAAGUCUAAAAGAAAAUAUUCUCAGCCCAAACAAAAUGAGACCAAUCUGGAUGUCAAAUUUGAUGAUACAUACGUUGUAAUGUGCCUCGAUCACGAACAAGGUAUGGCUUGGAUAAAAUCUGAGAGGCUUCCAGCAUUCAUUCGGAGUGACUGUUACUUUGAGUACAGGAUUGCAAAACUGCUGUCCCAACUAGACUGCAGCUCUAGAUUUGGCAUGCCACAUAUAGAUUCUACGUAUCGCCCCUGGGCUACGGAAGUGGAAGAGAAAAGCCUGGCUGAAGACCUUUCAGUAGACCUGAUACCAGUGCACCAAGAAGCUUCCAGCAACCUGUCUGAGGUGUUGGUCACAGGAGAAGAGGAGGAGUUUCCUAUGCAUAGCACCAAGUUUGACAGCAAAAUUAUUGCUGGGACUCAACAUCCCACUGGAGAUACAGUGAGGCCUGUAGAGAGGGGGACUACCGAUAUUUCGAUUUUGGAUGAAGUUAUGCACAGCCUGCAAAGACAGAAAAUUCUGGAUAAAUCUGGAAAAACAAAGGUCAAAUUGGAACAAGAAAGCUGCACCAGCAGCUUCACUAAACCCAGAAUUGUGGAUGACACACUAUUUGAAUUCAUUCCUGAAUAUGCUUUGGAUAUAUCAGAGAUAGUUUCCUUUGAACAUAAGUCAGAGAGUGAAAUUAAACCAAUGCAAGACAUAAUAGCAAAGAACAAAGAAAAAGUUGAUGCCCAUUUCAAUAUAACAGAUCAUAAAGAACAGAUCAGGACUGGUGAAACAACAACCAAAGAAAAUCUCAGUGCUGCUGAUGAAACAACCCAGGGUACUGAGACCAACCUAUCCCCUGUGAUCCAUGAGGCAAAGCAACAUUCGGAUGGGAAUACACAAAUAGCUCCGAUGCCUAAUGUUUCUCAAACUGAGCAAAUGAACGUGGAACAGUCGCCUGCAUUGAGUAAUAUUAAGUCUCAUGGUUUGACUGAAGGUACAGGGGCUGAAAGUACAGAGUCUGAUUCUUCGAGCGAAGAAAAUGAUAUCAAAAGUUUCUGUUAUGUGACCCCUCAUCACAAUUAUAAUUUCAAGAGCAGAAGAGACAUUGAAAAAUUCAAAAGCUUUCUCCAGGGAACAGCUGGAGAGAAGUACUGGUGGCUCUGGAUGGACAUUGAACGACUAAAUAUUACCAAGGAUGGUAAAAGAAAGCAAAGCUAUCUCAACAAGAUACGGAGUCGCUACUUGUUCAGCGGUGGUGAAUACUGUAUGAGUGCUGAGAUACGGGAAAGGCUGGCUCUGUCAAUUAUUUCACAGUGGACUGUAGAUAAUUUAUGCAAAAUCCAGGCAGAUAUAGUGGCACCCCUGCUUCUCUACUGGGGUCCAAGGUAUUGCAUCAACCAAGGAUCCCCAAUAAGACAAGCUGGCGUUGUACUGAAGGAUUGGCAAGACCGCCAGCUCAGGCCUAAACCAGAUGUAGGCCCAUUUUCUGUCACACCCUUAGAUCAGAUAAAAAUCAUUUGCAUUUCUAAGGAGAAAUGCCCACCAAAGGAUCACAAGCUUCAUCAAUUCCAGAGAAAAGCUCCUGUAAAAGGACAGUUGCCAAAGACGUGUGGCACUCAGAACACAGCCGACACCCCUCCCGGUCACCGGGAAGGAAAAGAACAUGUUAACACUUCAAAAUGUGAUAUUUCAAUGAAAAUCUCAGAAUCUAUGAAAGCUUUCAACGAGUUGGCAUUACGGAAAGCAAAGGAAAUCCACAAUUUAAAGACAUCAAUGCACAUCACAAAGUAUCACGAUCCACUGUGUGACUAUAAAAUUAAUGACCUGCUCCAUGCCCUUCAUAAUGAAAGCAGAACAGGAUACUUCUUCACAAAUUUUUGCAAGGAAACAGGAAAUGAGCUAUGGUGUAAUAGUGUGGACUUGUGGUUUGAGCUGAAGGAAUAUCAGCGACUCUUUUAUGCAGAAAUCUUUCAACCAUUUAAGCUCAAGAGGCAAGCACAGUUCAUUUUUGCCACCUACACGGUUGAAGGGGCCCCCGCAGAUGUCAAAUUAGAUAUCGAGAAUCAGAAAAGCAUCUACAAUAAACUGGAACCACCCUUUGAAGAGCUGUUUGAUCAUCUAGAGGAGCAUAUACUCAUCUUGUUACUGGUACCUUGGGUCAAAAUGCUUGAAAUGGACACCUCAAAAUAUCAAAAGGUGGACAUAAUAAGAGAGACUCGGCAUUUAGAUUCAAAAUAUUUCAAAAAACUUCGGGCCUUGCAGAGGAGACAUUUCCCCCACAAGGACUUCCCUUCUCCAGUCCGUUCAGCAAGUCACAUGGAAUCUCCAGAGGAUCUUAAAAGUUCAAGCAUUUGGCAGAUGGUUCCUGAGGAAUUCCGUGAUUACACAUUUGAAGGACUGGUUCGGAAUCGCUUGCUACUUGAGAACUUCCAGGAGUACCUGAGAGAGAAUUUAGCAGGCAUGGAUCUCAAUUGCUGGUUGGACAUUGAGAAAUAUAGAAAGAUACCCAAAGAUGAGAAGGAAAAUAAAGCUAACAAGUCCAAAGAGAUUAUCAAAAAAUAUCUGAAUUAUAAGUAUUUCUUUGGACCGAGCAGCCCAGCAACAAAAUCACAACAGGAGGAGGUGGUGAUGCUGGCUGGAGGUCAAUACAAGUUGCUGCAUGAUCAGUUGUCUUUACUGGUUGGCACUGAACUACAAAAUUAUGCAAAAGCACGCUUGGAAAGAAAGUGGCUGCCCAAAUUCUUGGCUUCACCGGAGUUCCUUGAGAAGAGCCACAAACAAAUACAGAUGGAAGAUGUGGUAGAGGACCAGAUGUUAAUCAAAAGUAAGAAGAAGCGGGAACUAAUGAAGCGCAUGACCAACAGAUGGACCAUCUCAUCGAAAGAAAUCAUUGCAUUCCGUAAAGCAUUGUUAAACCCAGUGACGGCUCUACAAUUUCAGAAGUUCGUGUCAACAAAAGGAGAGCUGAUGGAGAAUAACGUGGUGUUUUGGCUUGAGGUUCAAAAGUACAAGGACCUGUGUCAUUCUCAUGCUAGUGAGGAAAUGAUUCAGAAUAAGAUCUCUGUCAUCAUUAAUUGCUUCAUCAACUCCAGCAUUCCACCAGCUGUGCAGAUUGACAUUCCACUAGAGUACGCACAGAAGAUUAUCAGCCAGAGGCAUGAACAGGGUCCUUACAUCUUCAGAGAAGCACAGAUGGCGGUUUUUAAUGUUCUAUUCCAACUGUGGCCAGCGUUCUCUGAGUUCAGAAAGAGACUUGAUCUUGAUGCCAUCCUGCCUGUUAUGGAGCGAAAAGAAAUGAGUGAACGGGAUAAACAGAAGGGACUCCCAAUGGACGAGAGCUCAGCUGAGAAGAUGGAGUCCGGUCGGGACGUGAGCAGUGCGGACAUUGGUCAUCCACGUUACUUGGGGAUCAGCAGCCGGUCCAGUGGAAGCCGGCACUCGGUAAAAGCUGGAAGUGGAAAAUUUAAAAGGGACCACAGGAUCAUAAAGUCCGAGAGUGAAAUAGAAAGUCAACAGGUUGAAAGUCAUGGCCAAAAGCUUUCCUGGUCCUUGUCCAAAUACGUGGAGGCACUGGAUAGGGAGAAGGCACUGAUUUUAAGACAAGCGACUAUGGAGCAAGGGACAAUUGCAGGCUCUUCAAAAUACCAUAUGGCACCAAACAACUUAAGUGAAUCAUCUAAAUAUUCAAAACUGUUUUAUUACAACAACUUCCAGCCUCCAGCCCCCAGUGGACGUGUGGAUUCGCAGACACUGGACCUUCGACUUCCCCAGCUGACUCGCAGGAAUUCGCACACUUAG